Molecule: messenger RNA, 4023 nt
Organism: Alternaria alternata
Lineage: Eukaryota; Fungi; Ascomycota; Dothideomycetes; Pleosporales; Pleosporaceae
Product: kinase-like protein
Exons: 1
Biological process (GO): protein phosphorylation
Molecular function (GO): ATP binding; protein kinase activity
Source: RefSeq, a predicted model, not a curated record
ACGCUCCCCCUCGACGACGAGAACGACUGCACGCCCCGCUCCGAGGUGCCUUCGGUGCCAGACGCCCUCAACGCCAGUCUCUUGUCGCAGAUUCACACCCUCGACCCGGAGCCCUCCUACUUCUCUCCACAACCCCUCCGAGUCUACUCGUCGCCCCUUCCCCGCGACUCGCCCGCCUCGACCAACCCCUCGCCCAGCACCAGCGCACAUGCUUCACAGGCCUCCCUCACCACCGUCAACGAGGCCCCUCACUCGUCGACUCCGCACCCCGACCGCCCUGCCUUUAUGCGAGACCUCUCGAGUGCAUCCACGGCCAGCAACGCGACUGUACGAGCCAACUCGGUAGACCCCAUCCACCCCUACGCCUACCCUCACACCCACACCCACCCUCACGCCCUCCCUCCACGCCAGCGCGAUGGGCCAGUCUACCCCAACCAGUCCUAUGCCGCUCUUCACCUGCAGCAGUACCCCCAGCCCUAUGUCCCGCCCAUCAUCCGCUCCCGCAGCUCCCACCCCUCGCACUCGGCCGCAAACUCGCUGUCCAGCCUGGCCGCCUUCGGUCUCUCCCACGAGCACUACAGGGACAUCAUGGAGUCGGCUCCACGCACUGUUGGCAAUUCUCCCGUGAGCAGCCCCGGCCUCUUCAACCCUACCAACCGCCGCCCCUCCCAGGAGCCCGAUCAGCCCGACGAUGGCACCUAUUCCACGCCCUGGCUCCACCAUACCCACAGACAAGCGCCCAAGGAGACCCACAUUGCCGAUGUCCAGGCCGACCCCGUUUCCGGACGCAAGAUUGUGAACCAGUACGAGAUUAUCGACGAGCUCGGCCGGGGCGUCCACGGUAAGGUCAAGCUGGGCAAGGACCUGGUCCACGGCCGAUACGUCGCCAUCAAGAUUGUCGACCGCUACUCCAAGCGUCGACGCCUCGGCAAGAACAACAGCCACGAAGACAAGAUCAAGCGCGAGAUAGCCAUUCUCAAAAAGGCUCGUCACCCCAAUAUUGUCAGCUUGCUCGAGGUCAUUGACGACCCAGCUAAGAAGAAGGUCUACAUCGUACUUGAGCACGUUGAGCUGGGCGAGGUCAAGUGGAGGACCGAGGGCGCUAGGGAGAUCUGUCUUGUCGAAUGGCGUCGCUUCAAGCGUGAGUCCGAAGGCAUUUUCGACAACGACAGUGCAACACUAGAAGAUGAACGCAUCAUCCGUAUCGCCCACCAGAAGCUUGCUCGGCAGCAACGUCGCAUGGCUAGGGAGGCACACCUUCGUCGGAAAGACGGCUCCUCUAACCAGCCAUGGAGCCUGGAAUUUGCAACCGACUCGGAAGACGAGUAUUCUGAGAACGGGCGUAGCUCGGUAGCAUCUUACCGUGAAGACGAUCGUCCACUCAAUCGUGUCCAUUUCCGCGAGCGACCAGACCCUGUGAGCCACCACGAUGACCACAUGGAGACCGCUUUCCGAUCGCCUGAGCCUGUGAACAACUCCUGGGCUGAUGGGCUUGAGGGAACCAUGUACGGGCCAUACGACACGGAGCUUAGCAGAGGUCGCGUACCAAGCGUUGCUGGCAGCUCCUCGUCUCGUGUGACUGACCCUGGUGAAGAAAUCCCUGAACACUUCAACUACGUCCCCUUGAUGACCAUACACGCUGCCUGGGAAGCCUUCAAAGAUACUGUGCUAGGCAUAGAAUACCUGCACUAUCAGAACGUCAUUCAUCGUGACAUUAAGCCCGCCAACCUUCUUGUUACCAGGGAGCAUCGUAUCAAGAUAUCCGAUUUUGGUGUAUCCUAUCUGGGACGGCAAAAGACAGAUGAAAGUAACGGCGAGCAUUCCGAGUCUGACUACCAAGAAGUUGACGAAGCCAUUGAACUAGCGAAGACGGUAGGCACUCCAGCCUUCUACGCCCCUGAGUUAUGUCGUACAGAGAUCGACGCCGAGACCCCCCUCAUUGAUGGCGGAAUCGACAUCUGGGCCCUCGGCGUCACGCUAUACUGCCUUAUCUAUGGUCGCGUGCCUUUUCACGACACCAACACCUUCACUUUGAUGAAAGUCAUUAGCGAAGACGAACCCUAUAUCCCCAGGUACCGGUUGAAGCCUGUUGCUGAGCAAUCAAACUCGCGGCCCAACUCACACGGACGUAACAGUCAGCCGAUGAUGAGUAGCAAGCGGGCACCGCAUGACCUCGAGUACGAAGAGGUCGACGAAAACCUACGCGAUCUACUCCGACGACUGCUGAUCAAGGAUGCAAGACGACGCAUAACUAUACCAGAGAUCAAGCGCCACCCAUGGCUACUGUCUGGUAUUCCUAACCACGUCUCGUGGGCUGAAGAGACGGACCCCAGCAAGUCUUACGAUGGAAGAAGGAUUCAGAUUUCCAAGGAAGAUGUUGAAGAGGCUGUUGUCCCAAUUGGCUUCGUUGACCGCCUCCGCUCCGCUGCUAAGAAGACAUCUGAGUUUGUCAAAGGUUUCACAACCCGCAGUUCAGGUUCAAGACGGCGCGCACAGAGCUCAGCCACCAACCAGGACGCUCCUCCAAGCAUCAGCGCGAACUCUUCGAGCAGUACUAUCAGUCAAGAUGCUCGCCCGUACGAAGGUCGACGUGGCAGCCUAGCACCUGGCGCUAUCUUAGAGAUUUUGACUCGCUCGCGUGAAGCAGAGCACCCGCUCUCUCAUAGUGUUACAGCAAGUCCGGAAGCAAGAGAACGGUCAAAAUACUUCGAUAGCCCCAACUCCCGUACUGCAUCGCCCGCGCAGAACCUCGAAGGCCUGCAGCGACCUCAGAUGCAAGACCGCGCCCUGUCUUCGAUAAGCACUAUCCGCCAAGCAGACCUGCACCACCCAGGUCGAUCGGCGUCCCCUGGUUUCCCUCCAGCUCUACCAGGUACUCCCACGGCCCUAGACACACCUGGUGGCUCACAGUUAGGCGGUCUCUUCGGAGGGUUGCCUCGGCGUGUCGUCAACAGCAUGAGGAGCAAAGACAAAUUGAAGCCCCCAAAAGAGCAUAGCCGCGCGAGGUCAAUCGACAGGCUUGUUGGCGCAGACGACGAUGCUCAUGGCGUCCCAAGCCUGGCAAUCAGCACCACAUGUGCUUCUGGUCAGGUCAAUCAACCGGACGCCCUAAAAGACCUAUCUCCCAUUGCUCGAAGCUCAUCGCCUAGUCAUUCGGACGCUCUAUCUUUUGGACGUCUUGAUCCCUCGUCGCGGCAAUCUUCGUUGUCGUCACUGUCGUCACGCCUCCACAGAAAUUGGGCAACUGCUAAUAACCUCGAGGCUGGUCCCACUCUUGCUAUGGCGCCCGAAUCCAGGCGAUCAUCGCAAUUGCUUGACCAAAGACCUUCCAGGCCUACCAGCCCUAGUUUGAUUGCAAGAGAAAGGUCAGAGGACCGAUUUGACCGUGCCAAGGAUGAGUAUCGUCGUAGACUUGGGGUAGAACAAUCAGCAGCUCGUGAGAGGUCCAGUUCUAUUACACAACGACCUCCUUCUUCUCUCGCCCAGACUGCCUGUCCUCCAAGUCCAGAUGACGAGAUAGCCUUCCGUCAGCAAAACGAUCAAGAAGGCUGGCACCGAAACGAUCAGUCCUCCGAGAAUAGUCCUCUCGGUGGAUCAAGCCGCGGCUUGGCUCUUUCUUCCUCCGAAGACCAAUUCUCCGCCAUGUCUCAGUCUGAGUCGAACCCAUCAAUUCCAUCGGUUGCGUCGGCUGGUUCCCCUAAUCAAGGUGCAUGCGGAUCGUUUGAUGAACAUUCCUGGAUCUCCCCUGUUUCUGGCAGUCGAUUCGAAGCCUCUAUCGACGACGCUGAUGGCUACGACGGCGAUCACGCUAUCGAGAGCGAAGAAGAAGACGAGGACAGUGAAGACGAGUUGGUCAUGAGCUUUGCUAAGAAGAAGACGCCAGCCGCGCCUUCGUCACAUCGGAGCAAUUCAGUAUCCAAUGGAGAACUAGCUCGCGCCAACUUUCACGCAGGAAUUAACAGCCGCCGUCGAUCGACUCGGAGUGGGAGCAACGGGACAGUCAAGAAGGUUCCUCCACCCGAG